AUGAUAAAGCGGAAGAAGAAUAUUAUGGUGAUAAUUUGUAGAGAUUUAAAUUUUUUAUGUAAUAGAUAUAAUUUUAUUAAAAAAAAAUGGCAUCCCCUUUUUGUUUCUUCCUACUUUGUUCACACAUCAAUAGGGGUAGAAAAUAAUAUGACUGUUAAUAUUAAAAAAAGUGAAACAAAUCAAUUACUAAAAUUUAAUGACAACCCAAAUAAUAUAAACAUACAAACUCCUAUUUAUAAAAAAUACAUAAUUGAUGAAACAUUUUGUCCAUAUAUAAUAAAAAAGAAAACAUUUUUAAAUAUAAUAUCAUAUGAUAUAAAAGUAUACCAACACAAUAUGCUAUAUAAAAAAAGUGAUGGGUGUAACAAUGCAUAUUUAUAUUCUACAAAGUUAAAAAGUUUAAAAUAUAGUGAUAGGAUAAGUAGCUAUUUAAACGUAAAUCUGUUUACUAAUGGGAAUACAGGGAAUAAUUAUAUUAGCAACAAUUAUAUGGUUUCGAAAAAGAGUCUCUUUGAUAUAUUAUAUAAAAAAUAUAGCUUAGUUUAUUUAUUUCCAGACACUAAAUAUAUUGAAGAAAUGAAUAAAUACUUAGACGAUUUUAAUAAGAGAAAAAACCAUUAUAAUAUAAAAGAUAACAUUUUUAAUAAUGAAAAAAAUAUAAUUUAUUUGAAAAAUAAAAAAAAAACUAUUCAUAUAUUUUAUUGUUAUAUAUCCCCAUAUAAAUUUGUCUUAUCAUCAUAUUUCAGUAAAAAAAUUGCUAAAAAUUUAAAGACUACCUAUUUUAAUGAUCAAAAUUUUUUUUAUAUAGAUAGUAAAUUAAAUACAAAUGAUGAAAAUGUAUUGUUAUUACAAAAUAAUAUGAGUAAACUACCUUCCCUUUUAUUGGUUGACAACUAUUGUUACAUAAGAUAUCAUAUAAAGGGAUUAUUCACAAAUGAAUCAUCUCAUUACCUUUUUAAUGCAAUCAUGAAUAUUUAG
This is a messenger RNA of Plasmodium vinckei vinckei, 978 nucleotides long. RefSeq names its product conserved Plasmodium protein, unknown function. Bases 1 to 978 code for a protein of 325 amino acids. Lineage: Eukaryota; Apicomplexa; Aconoidasida; Haemosporida; Plasmodiidae. The record is from RefSeq and is a predicted model, not a curated record. The transcript has a single exon.